This is a messenger RNA of Mercurialis annua (annual mercury), 1145 nucleotides long. RefSeq names its product clavaminate synthase-like protein At3g21360. Bases 13 to 978 code for a protein of 321 amino acids. Gene Ontology annotation, molecular function: oxidoreductase activity. The record is from RefSeq and is a predicted model, not a curated record. The transcript is spliced from 3 exons. NCBI's taxonomy places the organism in Eukaryota, Viridiplantae, Streptophyta, Magnoliopsida, Malpighiales, Euphorbiaceae.
CAACUAAGCAAAAUGGAAUAUAAUUGCAUGGAUUUUAAGGUGGGCAAAUGCGAAGGAGAAAAGCUGGUCGACGGUGAGACCAUACCAUUGGUGCUACAGCCCCCGGGGCCUGUCAAAACCGACGUCGAAUCGCUUGUGUCGGCUCUAAAAGCUAAUAAGGAAUGGUUCGAGGAGAUGAUUAUUAAGAACAGUGCAGUUCUGUUACGAGGUUUUGAUGUGACGAAAGCUGAGGAGUUUAAUGAUAUUGUUGAGGCUUUUGAUUGGGAGGAUAUUCGUUAUGUUGGACCUGCUCCCAGGACUCAUAUUUAUAAGAGAAUUUGGACUGCUAAUGAAGGUCCCUUGUCUGAAUUUAUCUAUUAUCACCAUGAAAUGGUUUUGAUAAAAGAAUGUCCCUUAAAAGUGAUUCUUUACUGUGAGAUAGCCCCACCAGAAGGAGGAGAGACUCCAUUUGUUCCAAGCUUCAAGGUUGCUGAAAGGAUGGUGCAAGAGUUUCCAAAAGAAGUGGAAGAAAUUGAAGCAAAAGGGCUUAAAUACACAUUUUCAGCUCCCAGCAAUAAUAAUACAGGAUCCAUGAGAGGUCGAGGUUGGGAGGAUGCUUUUGGAACAUCUGACCGUCUCGAAGCUGAAAGAAGGGCAAAAGCUCUAGGGAUGGACAUGGAGUGGAUGGAAGAUGGAGGGGUGAAGACAGUCCUAGUUCCAAGGCCAUUAACCCGGGUUUUCGACGGACGAAAGGGAAGAAGAAUGUGGUUCAACACAGUCGUAGGCAUGCACGGGAAGGAGAUAAGCUCCGCAACAAUGGCCGACGGAACAGAAUUAUCAGACUAUUUUGUGAAGAGAUGUGAACAGAUCAUUGAAGAAGAAAGUAUUCAGUUCAAGUGGCAGAAAGGUGACGUGUUGUUUCUUGAUAACCUGGCUUUGCUUCAUGGCAGAAGACCUUCUUUGCCUCCUAGAAAAGUUCUUGUUGCCACCUGCAAGUAAUUUUUCUUGUUCUUCAGCCAUUAAUCUAAUAAUAUGCAGUGUUUGUGUUCCAAUCUAAUAAUAUGGCUUCGUGCCUAUUUAGCUGCAAAUAAUGUUAUGUAAUGUUAUGUUAUCAAUUUGAGGAGCAACAGACUCCUAUUAUUAUAUAUAUCUAGUUUUAAUUUGUU